GAUUUAACGUUGAAAAUAUUUCUGGAAAAUAUCGAACAAUAUGGAUACAAAUAACAAUAAAUAUUUUACGUGGAAUGUUGCACAAUUAAAACAAGAGUUAAAAAACCGUGGACUUCGCACAACAGGUAAAAAGAAGAUUUUGCAAGAACGAUUAAUAUUUUGCGAUGAAAAUAAAGAUGUUUUCCAGUUGCAUGCACAAGACCCUGAUGAAGUAUUUUUGACACCAGAUGUUACCGAAUACAGGGACAUAAAUGCUACAACCAAAAUUCCAAUAAUAUCAAAAGAUGAAAUUGAGCGUUUUCUUCAGAGGUAUGAGGUAUACAAAACUCUUGGUAAAGAAAUGUAUAAAAAUCAGUACCUUAUGCAUGCAAGGAUAGCCGACAAUAAAAAUUCAAUUUUCAUUCAAGGACACUGUUUAGCACAAAUGAAGAAAUCGGUUCAAUAUAAAUCUGACAUUCAAAUUUCAAAAUCUACUGGUUUCAUUGAUGGAACUCAUUGUGAAUGUGCUGUGGGCAGUGGUGACACUGCUCACUGUAAGCACAUCGCAGUACUCCUUUGGGCAAUGGAAGAAAUGGGGAGAGAAAAAAAAAUUAUUUUACGAACAGUUUGUACACAAGAACUUCAAACAUUUCACCGACCAGCCAAAUCUUUUUUUGGGUCUCCUAUUAAAGCUGAGGCAUUACCUAGUAAAAGUCGCGAUCUUUCAUUGAGUCUUGACCCAGUAAUUUUGGAUCCAAGUAUUAUUAACAAGCAAUCGUAUUGUGAAAAUCUACGUAACCGAGCAAUAAAUUAUGCUGCUAGUUACGAAACAACAAUGCCAUUUCUUCGGCUGUUUGCACCAGCUGACACUUAUUGUGCAAUCUGGGACCACAAUUACACUAAUAUUGAUCCAGAAGAACGGCUUUUAGAUGAGUUAAAACUAUUGUCUGUUACUGCAGAAGAUAUUGAAACGAUUGAAAGAGAAACAAGAGGACAAGCUGCGAGUAAAAUCUGGUUCAAACAACGUCAUUUUAGAAUUACCGCUAGUAAUUUCUAUAAAUGCUGUAUAAUCCGAGAUGAUAAAGCACAGAUGGAAUUUGUUUACAAUUUACUAAAUCAGAAACCCUUUACAUCGAAGUCAACUGAGUGGGGUAUUGCAAAUGAAGCUAAAGCUUUGAGUAUAUAUGAAUCUUCUGGUGUAAAAAUUGAAAAAUGUGGUUUUUUUGUCAGUAAAUCCCAUCCCUUCCUAGGAGCCUCUCCAGAUGGGAUUAUCGGCAAUGAUACAGUGGUUGAAGUCAAGUGCCCUUAUUCUCGAAGAUUCUCAAAUAUUACAGAGAAGACAAUACCGUAUUUAUAUCGUGACCAAAGCAAUAAUUUAAGAUUGAGAAGAAAUCAUUUUUACUAUUACCAAAUCCAAGGCCAGCUAUUUGUCACUGGAAGAUUAGUGGCAAAAUUUGUGGUUUAUACUACUAUUGAAACUAUUGUGAUAACAAUAAAUCGUGAUAUUGAAAUCAUCGCAUUAAUGAUUCCUCGCCUUAAAAGUUUCUAUGAGAAUUAUUUCAGACCUGCAAUAUUAGAUAUGCAAAUAUACAAAAGAUAUAAUAGUAUAUUUAACAAAUAA
Molecule: messenger RNA, 1600 nt
Organism: Cotesia glomerata
Lineage: Eukaryota; Metazoa; Arthropoda; Insecta; Hymenoptera; Braconidae
Exons: 4
Coding region: 41-1600 (519 amino acids)
Molecular function (GO): zinc ion binding
Source: RefSeq, a predicted model, not a curated record